This is a messenger RNA of Aspergillus wentii DTO 134E9, 643 nucleotides long. RefSeq names its product ribosome biosynthesis protein NIP7. Bases 83 to 643 code for a protein of 186 amino acids. The transcript has 4 exons. Lineage: Eukaryota; Fungi; Ascomycota; Eurotiomycetes; Eurotiales; Aspergillaceae. Gene Ontology annotation, cellular component: preribosome, large subunit precursor; nucleolus; nucleus. Gene Ontology annotation, molecular function: RNA binding. Gene Ontology annotation, biological process: ribosomal large subunit biogenesis; ribosome assembly. The record is from RefSeq and is a predicted model, not a curated record.
CUUUUGGAUUUUUGUUCUGCGGAGUUUCACAGCGACAUCAAGUCUUUGAUUGAGCAAUUCUGUUGACUGAUAGUUGUUCAAAAUGCGUCAACUCACUGAGGAAGAGACCAAGACGCUCUUCGCGAAGCUCGCGAACUAUACCGGACGUUCUCUGAACAACCUCAUCGCUCCUCCCUCCGACGAAUCGAGUGACCGGUUUGUCUUCCGUCUGCAUGGCAGUCGUGUCUACUAUAUUCGCCUCAGCCUUUGCAAUUUGGCUACUAGCAUUCCCCGUGCGAACCUCCUCUCGCUAGGCAUCUGCGUUGGCAAGUUCACCAAGACCGGCAAGUUCAGAAUCCAUGUCACCGCAUUGGAUGUGAUUGCGCCCCAUGCGAGAUACAAGGUGUGGAUCAAGCAGAACGGAGAGAUGCCUUUCCUGUACGGUGGAAAUGUUGUCAAGGCCCAUAUCGGAAGAUGGAGUGAGGACUGCCCGGAGCACCAGGGAGUCGUUGUGUUUAGCAUGGAUGACACACCUCUGGGUUUCGGAGUGACUGCUCGGUCGACUGCAGAGACACGAAAACUCGACCCGACUGCCAUCACAGUAUUUAGACAAGCGGAUAUAGGAGAGUACCUGAGAGAGGAAGAUACCCUCUUUACGACCUAA